AUGCCUGCAGGUACUCACCGACGAAAAGAGCAGGCAGUGGAUCCCAAGUGUACUUUUACUGAUAAACUUCCUACUGGCGAUGUUUCUGUCACAGAGAGCUUCGCCCGAGUGAUCCACGGCUUGACAGUGGGGCACCUGACAGACCAUGUCAUUCAGAGGAGCAAGAGGAUGAUUCUGGACACUCUGGGCGUCGGGUUCCUGGGAACCGGCACGGAAGUGUUUCACAAAGCCACUGAAUACAGUAAAAUCUACAGUUCCCACGUGUCCAGCACUGUUUGGGGCCGGCCAGCCUUCAGGCUCCCACCGACAUAUGCUGCUUUUGUUAACGGCGUGGCUAUUCACUCGAUGGAUUUUGAUGACACGUGGCAUCCUGCCACCCACCCUUCCGGAGCUGUCCUUCCUGUCCUCAUGGCUUUAUCAGAAGCCCUACCUCCAAGUCCAAAGUUGUCUGGCCUUGACCUACUGCUUGCUUUCAAUGUUGGGAUUGAAGUACAAGGCCGAUUGCUGGAUUUCUCCAAGGAAGCCAAUGACAUACCAAAAAGAUUCCAUCCCCCCUCAGUGGUAGGAACUUUGGGCAGUGCUGCUGCUGCAUCCAAGAUUUUAGGGCUCAGCGUGACAGAGUGCCAAGAGGCCUUGGCUAUUGCUGUUUCUCAUGCUGGGGCACCCAUGGCAAAUGCUGCCACUCAGACCAAACCUCUUCACAUGGGCAAUGCUGCUAGGCAUGGGAUAGAAGCUGUUUUCCUGGCAAUGCUGGGUCUCCAAGGAAACAAGCAGGUCUUGGACAUGCAGAUGGGAUUUGGGGCCUUCUAUGCCAACUAUUCCCCCAAAGUCCUUCCAAACCUAGAUUCUUACACUUGGCUCCUGGAGCAGCAGGAUGUGGCUUUGAAGAGGUUCCCCGCACAUUUAGCCACCCACUGGGUGGCAGACGCAGCUGCCUCCGUGAGAAAGCACCUUGUAACAGACAGAGCCAUGCUCCCCAUUGACCACAUUGAGAGAAUUGUGCUCAGAAUUCCAGAUGUCCAGUAUGUAAACCGGCCCUUUCCAGGCUCAGAACAUGAAGCCCGUCACUCCUUCCAGUAUGUGGCCUGUGCCACGCUGCUCGACGGUGGCAUCACUGUCCCAUCAUUCCACAAAUGCCAGAUCCACAGGCCACAGGUGAGAGAGCUGCUUUGCAAGGUGGAGCUGGAGCACCCUCAGGACAACCUGCCAAACUUCAAUACAUUAUACUGCGAGAUAAGUGUCACCCUCAAGGACGGAGCCACCUUCACAGAGCGCUCUGAUACCUUCUAUGGUCACUGGAGGAAGCCACUGAGUCAGAAGGACCUUCAGGCCAAGUUCAGAGCCAAUGCCUCCGGGACGAUGCCCUGUGACACAGUAGAAAGGCUUAUAGAGACAGUGGACAACCUGGAAAGGCUCGAGGACUGUUCUGUGUUGACUGCACUUCUGAAAGGACCCUCUCCACCGGAGGCAGUUCCACAGUCUGUCAAGCAUUUAUCAGUUUCAUAA
Molecule: messenger RNA, 1506 nt
Organism: Pteronotus mesoamericanus
Lineage: Eukaryota; Metazoa; Chordata; Mammalia; Chiroptera; Mormoopidae
Gene: ACOD1
Product: aconitate decarboxylase 1
Exons: 5
Coding region: 1-1506 (501 amino acids)
Biological process (GO): defense response
Cellular component (GO): mitochondrion
Molecular function (GO): aconitate decarboxylase activity
Source: RefSeq, a predicted model, not a curated record